This is a messenger RNA of Vollenhovia emeryi, 640 nucleotides long. Its product is annotated as proteoglycan 4-like. NCBI's taxonomy places the organism in Eukaryota, Metazoa, Arthropoda, Insecta, Hymenoptera, Formicidae. The annotation marks the transcript as partial. The record is from RefSeq and is a predicted model, not a curated record. The transcript has a single exon.
AUGACGGACCCAACGCUGAGGACACCGACGCUCCCGCGGAUGUUCGUGCCGCCGGCCAAGCCGCCCCUAGCCGGGUUAACGCCGAGCCAUCCACCGGGCGACCGAACGAGUAAGGCGGAGAAGUUUUGGCGGAAAGUCGUCUCACGACGCGUCCGGAAUAACCCGGAGAGGAUCCGCCGCGGGAUUGCCGGACGACGACGACCACCGGAGGACAUGCCGGUGGUCAACCUCUCUGAGGAAGAGGAUGGGCCACCGACCGCCGCCGCUCCUGCCUCCGCUCCGACCGCCGAGCCUACCAUCCGGCUCAUCGAGGUAUACCCUCGACAUACUUUUCGGCUCCUGCGACCACCAACGACCGCAGGAAGUGCCGUCUCCGCAGCGGGGGCCGCUGCCCCGAAACCGGCGGAAGUUGUAGCCGCUCGACCGACCGUUCAACCUCCGGCACCGAGGACGAACAGCGCACCGGCCGCCACCACCCCCGGGCCCGUGCCAGCCGUAGGGGACGCCCGAUCCGGCCCCGUCUCCUCGGGAAAAACGGCGCCGCGGAUGCUCCGCGACCCUUUUUGCUUACGACCGACGACACCGCGGGAGGAGCGGGAUGUCCUGGUGGACGGGUGCCUGAUCCGGGUGCCCAUCGGCA